CUCGAGAUAUUUAGUUUUAGUCUCGCCGAAGCCAUCGUCGCGUGUGUCCGCGAUGUACAACAAUAAAUAAAUCAAGCUUAAUCACUCCAAACUAGUCUCCGGGGCCAAUUGAAGCACCCCCACACCAAUCCCCCCCUCAAAAAAAAAAACCAAGUCAAUAAAGCCCCAACUAAAAAUAAAAUAAUCAUCAUCUCCGACUCAUCCAGUAAAAAUCCGUAACGCGAGUGAUCAUCAUAUGUUAUCACCUCCACCAAGUGAUGAUUCCCACCUAGACCCCCGAUAAAGUGCCAAAAAAAAAUCAUCGACAAAAUUGGAUACCGCAAAAUGAUGCUGGAGGGAUUACGCAAAAUGCUGUGAAUAUCCUAGAUGCGUGAUUUUGUAAGCGAGAGAGGACUGAGAGGCUGAGGGAAUGGGUGCUGGUAUGGGUAGAACAGGAACGAGUGGUGGUGGUAUCCUGGAGGCAUUACCAUCUGGUACACCACUGCAUGUUGCCAUGCUGGGUCUAGACAGUGCUGGUAAAACAACAGCACUUUAUCGAUUGAAGUUCGAUCAGUACUUGAAUACAGUACCAACAAUUGGAUUUAACUGCGAAAGAAUUCGCGGGGGCAUUGGAAAGGCGAAAGGUGUUAAUUUUCUCGUUUGGGACGUGGGAGGUCAGGAGAAGCUGCGACCACUUUGGAAGAGCUACACGAGGUGUACUGAUGGUAUUAUUUUUGUGGUUGACUCUUGUGACACCGAAAGACUCGAGGAAGCCAAAAUGGAGCUCACGAGAACUGCCAGGAGUCCCGAUAACGCAGGUGUACCUGUUCUCAUUUUAGCUAAUAAACAAGACUUGCCAGGUGCUAAGGACGUUGGCGAACUGGAAAAACAUCUCGGGGUACUGGAGUUGACGGGUUCACCGGGGAGUUCCUGUAUAAGGGUCCAACCAGCCUGUGCCAUUACUGGGGAGGGUCUUCAUGAGGGUCUUGAUACGCUUUAUCAGCUGAUUCAGAAGCGACGUAAACUCGCUAAGCUGAAUCGAAAGAGGGCGAGGUAGGCCCGGGCCUCGGAGGACUGUACGUGCGUAUUCUGAUACUGUCCUCGAAUCGUAGGAUUCAGAUGUACUGGUGCAUUGGUCAUUCACCAAACUCGUCAAUCAGGUUUUUCAGCGGCAUUGGAUUUUGGAAGAAUCACUGCUGCAUGGACUAUUAAUUUUUUUAUUGGGUACUGCGAACCCAAGGGGAUGAUGGCACGUCAAGCGAUGAUUUUUUAAUGGUCUGAGCCAACGGUGGGGGAGUGAUAAAACUUCGGUGGUUUUCCUGGUGAAGUUCAAACUCCAAGGAUUUUAAGCUGAUCGUUAAAUUCCCGCGAUUCUCUAUUUAUUAUGGAAUUUAUUAUGGAUCAUCAGGGAAAAAGAUAAAUCCCUUGUGAAAAGCGAUUAUAAAUCAUUGAUGUAAAAAAUCGUGGGGUUAAAGAGAAAAAUUGAUAAUUCGAGAAAUGUCUGGAGAAAUAAAUGUGAAGGAGUGAACGAAAAAAAUUACUCAAGUGGAGAGAUUCAUUAAAAUAUCAAAGAAAAAUUCUUCGUGUUUUCUCCUCAAACCACUCGAAGUAUUUGCAUAACAAAAAACAAGUGACUCAACCAGUUUUAUCACUUCCCGCAAUGUUAAUCCCAAAAAAAAAUGAGGGAAAUGAAAAUUUCUUCGUAUUCCGACGAAAACAGUCGGGAGUGGAGAAAAAAAAACAAUGUAAUCUCUUAGAUGCAACAUAUUUAGGUCAGAAUGGAGAAGAGACUGUGUCGAAUCAUGACUGACGUCUGUAACCGAGUUAAUCCAUCAAAUCCUACGUACUUGUGCCUCACUUACAUAUUUUGCACUGUUUUUCUAUUAACCCCUUCCUCGUGCUCGUGUCAAUGUUGCUGCGAUUACCCUGGUGCUUCCGGAGAGUUUAUUCCUAUUGUUUUUUUUUGUUGAUGACGGAGAAGUCAAACGAGCUUUCUAGUGUUUAUUAUUAAUUCGUGUCAUGCGUUCGCGAGGGACUUGGGAAAAUUAUUGAAAGUGUUUUGGUGAAUUUGAAAAAAAUUCGACGUCAUUGCUGGCAAUUGAUGGUCAAUUAUUGAUUGUUUCGAAAAUACAUAUCGUUUUGCCGCUUGCUCGAUCCCAAAAAUCGACCAGUUUAUCAUUAUUCUUGUAGGAUUCGAUUUUUUGCUCAUUAGUCGUUUUAUGUUUCAUUGGAUUUCUGGGUUUCACUCGGAAUUGGGGCCCAGUGGAGUCCACUGAGGGCCUCGUAGUAAAAUUUCGUUAGGACCUUUUCUGUAGCUCUCAAUUGACUCUGCAAAAAAGUAUUCCACUAAAAUUUCGCUACUCCCUCAGUUUCGGAGAUAUUUCCAGAAUACUCGGCAUUUUUUUUCAGAACAAAAUUUUACGGAAACAAACGACUCUUCGAAUCUUCACUGGACUUCACAUUUUUCAUUGAAAAAAAUAUUUCACGAGUCUAAAUUAGAGUGAUGAUACUAGUCGACAUUGACAAACAUUGUUUUUAUUUUUUUUUAAACGUAUAAUAUACUAUUGAAUGAUUGUGGCAAUGAUAAAGAUUUUGUAAAUACAAGUAUUUCUACUGCGUCACUGUUAAAUCCGUGACAUUUAGAGUUUGUAAUGAAAAUUGGAAUAAUUGCUUGAACAGAUGAGAUAUCGAGCCUCCAACGAUUGAAAGUCACAUUAGAAUUCAAUAAACAAUUAUCGAUGAGAGAUUUGUUCGAGCAAAUGAGUCUUAGAUGUUAAGGGAAUCGUAUAAGAAAUUAAUGUUGUUUUUUAUAACGAAAAUAAUUGAAACGGAGAAUGUAUUACGAGAAUUGUAUACUUGUACUUGCCCUUGUUGUGUUUUAUUAGUCUCGAAUAUUUUAUCUCGAGUUUUUCAUUGGAGGGAGAUCACUGAAUUUAUUUAUCGCGUCGAGAGGUCGACGUGAUCAAUACAAAGAAUUCAUUGUGUGCAAGUAGUGACUAAAUUCCAUUGGAUGUUUAUGUUUCGUCAGUGGAUCAUAUUUAUGCAGUAGAUUAUUUAAAUGUAUCAUUGAACAAUUGAGAGACGACGAGGAUUGGUAGCAUUACGGUUGAUUUUUGAAUUGAUUAAAAAUUUUGAGGAAUAAAUCUAAUGAGAAAAAUUG
Molecule: messenger RNA, 3139 nt
Organism: Fopius arisanus
Lineage: Eukaryota; Metazoa; Arthropoda; Insecta; Hymenoptera; Braconidae
Gene: Arl4
Product: ADP ribosylation factor-like 4
Exons: 4
Coding region: 410-1036 (208 amino acids)
Biological process (GO): vesicle-mediated transport; intracellular protein transport
Cellular component (GO): plasma membrane; cytoplasm
Molecular function (GO): GTP binding; GTPase activity
Source: RefSeq, a predicted model, not a curated record